UGAAUGACUUGGUCUUCGUUAUGUACAACUUGAAGAUAAAACAAAAAAGAGCUAAACCAUUGAGUACAAAAGAAGAAAUUGGUUUGGAGAAUUUGUCUUCUGAUGAUGAGUGGUUAGCAGCAGAUUCUGUAGAUUCAGAAGAUGAUAGUGCAGAUUUUGAUGAAGACAAUGAAGGUGAUGAUGAGGUUUCAAGAGUUGCUGCCAAAGGAAAAAGUGUGCUAGUUCAUGAUGUUAGUGAUGAAUUUCAUGAGAAUGAUGAUGGUUCUAAUGAUGAUGAUAGUGAUCGGCCCCCACCUGGAUUUGAGAGAGUUAGGGAUUUCGAUGAUUACGCCAUGGAUGUUGAUACUAGGAAGGAUAUAGAUGAUGAAAUGAGAUAUGACAAUGAUAGUGACUAGAUUAGAAGAACUUUAGAAUGAGAAUUCUCUUUUGGAU
Messenger RNA from Quercus robur (English oak), 432 nucleotides. RefSeq lists its product as uncharacterized. The transcript is spliced from 2 exons. NCBI's taxonomy places the organism in Eukaryota, Viridiplantae, Streptophyta, Magnoliopsida, Fagales, Fagaceae. The record is from RefSeq and is a predicted model, not a curated record. The coding region runs from base 21 to 395 and encodes 124 amino acids.